UAUCUGUCAAUAAAAAAAAAAGAAUAAAUAAAUGCUGACAUUGUGCAGACAGCAGCAGAGAGGUCCAUUAGCACAAUCAGUAAAUGUAGUGUCAUUUUCAGAGAGUGGCUGUAUGAUAUAUCUCCUGACUGCCUCAAAUUAUUGCUUUUCAUUUCCUGACCUGUAGGCUACAAAAAUGUGUUUAAUGUAUUUUAAAUGCAGCUUCCACUGUUUAAUUUUAUCAUUAAGUAGCCUAUAUAGCCAUCAUGAACAAUGCUCCUCCUGCAUCUCUUGCAUGAACAUUCAUACACAUCUUUUUGCCUUCUCUUAGUGAUCUUUUAAUAUCCUGUAAUGGUGGCGACAGAGAGCUGCAUAAAUGAGAUUCUCUCUCUCCUCCACAUCUACAUCCCGUUAUCUGGGCGGGGAGAGGAAGAGAAGGGGACCAUAUCCACCACACUACCUCUCUGUUCUUAGCCACAACUGUGCGAGCAGGAACCGGCUCGUAAAUGUCAUCGAGACAGAGACCCUGAAUAGAGAAGAGGAGGAUAUCUAAGAAAAAACGGAAUCAUUUUACACAUUUAAAAAACGGGAAUAUAUUUUGCUUUUGUUUUGCAGUUUUUGUACUUCCUGCUUAUUCGUUCUGUUGCACUGUAGGAGCUCUCAUUGUGGCUGGAGUCAGGAUCACCUCCUUUUGUGUUGCUCCGCAGUUAUUUGUCCACACAACUUCUGCCUCCUCUUUCCCCAACACAGGAGGUUUCAUUUCUGUUUUCCUGUUUCGGCCUAAACGGAAUGAAUGACAAAAACAAAGGAGGUUGAUGUCCAUAGCUCUCCAACUCACCUCGGCUUCGCCUCGCCCAAGGAACGGAGACUCCAUCUUCGGCAAAAGAUGGAAAGCGCAGGCGGGAAGGAGGGCUCGGACAGCGGGCUGACGCAUCACGCGGUGGACGGGCAGCAGCAGCAAUAUCCCCGGCCUGAAACUGCAGAGUCCUCUGUGGCGCUGUCCGCUCAGCCUUCGGGCGAGAAGAAGAGGAUAAACCGUGCACCGUCACCGGCCAGACCGAAAGAUGUACCUGGAUGGUCGCUCACAAAGAUCCGCGGAGGGAUUGGGACGCCCACCCUAAGCGUCAAACCAGGAGCUAUUCAUCUGGGUAGCCGCAUUUCCAGGCGCAGCCCCGUGGGAAGUCUUACCGGAAAGGACAGUAAAGCGGAGAAAAGCGGCGGUAGCAAACUGGCGGGCAAAUCCUCCUUCUCCGCUGCUGCGUUGUGCAAGAGCUCGGCGACCAAGGCGGCCAAAAGCACCGGCGGGCGGAGGAAGGUGUCGGACGCCAGUAUAGGAUCUGACGAUUUAUCCAAGGAUUCGGGCUGCGCCCCAGGGAAGCUGUCACCGACCGACAGCAGCUCCGAGCUAUCGGACUGCGCCUCUGAGGAAAAUAAACUCUUCGCGGAGGCUGUGAACAGCGACGUUGAGUCGAGGAGCAGCCGAGUCGUUAGGCCGGGCGGAGAUAAGCCGCUCAGGGAUGGUGCGUUGUCGGAGAGAGUUAGUCAUCACAGCGCCGCCAAGACCGCCUGCUCUUCCGAGGAGAACGAGGACAAGGGCCGUCUGUCCUUCGGUGUGGAGACCGGGGAAGGGAGCAUAUCCCCAGGCGAGGAGCGCUCAGUCACCUCGUUUGACAGCAGGGUGCCAGCAAGUACAUCUCUGGCUUUCUCAGACCUCACAGAGGAGUUCAUGGACGGCAUGCAUGAGGAGUUUGUCAGGGAAAUAGAAGAGCUGAGAUCGGAGAAUGAUUACCUCAAAGAUGAGAUGGAGGAGAUGAGGUCUGAGAUGCUGGAGAUGAGGGACAUGUACAUGGAAGAAGAUGUCUACCAGCUGCAGGAGCUACGGCAACAGCUGGAGCAGGCAAAUAAGACGUGCCGCAUCCUGCAGUACAGGCUCAGGAAGGCAGAGCGGCGCUCUCUCCGUGUGGCCCAAACAGGGCAGGUAGACGGAGAACUGAUUCGAACACUGGAGCAAGACGUCAAAGUGGCCAAGGACGUGUCCAUCCGUCUCCACAGCCAGCUGGACAGCGUGGAGAAGAAGAGGAGCCGCCUGGAGAAGGAGAAUGAGGAGCUGAGGGUCCGACUGCAGGACUUGGAGGUUGCCAAGCAGGUCCUGCAGCAGGAGAUUGACAAGAACUCCCAGAAGAAAAGAGGAGCGCGACCCAACAACAAACCUGACAAGAAGCUCAGUCUACAGGAGGACAGUUCAGACCUGAAGUGUCAGCUCCACUUUGCCAAAGAAGAAUCAGCCCUAAUGUGCAAGAAGCUGACCAAGCUGGUGAAGGACAGUGAAGCCAUGAAGGAGGAGCUGGCCAAGUACAGGUCACUGUACGGUGACGUGGACGCCUCACUCACUGUGGAGGAGGUUGCUGACUCCCCCCACACCCGGGAGGCAGAGAUCAGAGUCCACCUUAAGCUGGUGGAGGAGGAGGCCAACCUGCUGAGUCGACGCAUUGUGGAACUGGAGGUGGAGAACAGAGGGCUCCGAGCAGAAAUGGACGACAUGAAGGGACCACAAGAUGGACCUCAAGAACUUACUGGUGUUGGAGGUGGUCUCGGGAUUGGUCUUAGUCUCAGUGGGGGAACCAUGGUGCUUGGAGGAGGGGCUUCAUCUGAAAACGUCAUGGAGCUCCAGAGACACCUCCAGUUUGUGGAGGAGGAAGCAGAGCUACUGAGGAGGUCUCUGAUCGAGAUGGAGGAACAGAACAAACUCCUGAUGAAUGAGAUCAACCGCUAUAAAUCUGAACUCCUGCCACUGACCUCCACACUGUCGUCCGAUCCCUUAACGGUGCUGACGGACGGGCUGCUCAACGAAAGCCCUGUGCACUCCAUACAGGAAGGGGCAGUGCUUAUCAGCACUGACAUCCCCACCCAGGAGGAGGAGCUCAGAUUGGCAAGGCUUCAGAUUGGAGAACUGAGUGGGAAGGUGAAGAAGCUGCAGUAUGAGAACCGAGUGCUUCUGUCCAACCUGCAGCGCUGUGAUCUAGCCUCCUACCAUGCUCCUUCUUCCUCAUCUUCCACCUCCUCGCUACGACUGGCUCUGGAGACGGAAGCAGAGGCUGGAGACUCAGCUGAGUGCCUACCCACCAGUCCACCCCAGCGCAAAGAGCCAGUAGGGGGUGAGAAUGAUACCCUGGAGAUCAAGGAGCAGAAAAAGAGGAUCGAGGACAAUGCUGGCCCAACAACCUCACUCACCAGGUGCCUGGAGCAGAAAGACCAUGAUGACUUCCUGGCUAUAAGGGACCAGGCUCGCUUGGUUUCCACAGCGAUACAGCUAUUGACCUCCCCCGAGUCCAACUGCCUCUCCUCAUCCCCAUCCAUCUAUCACAAGGUCUGCAGCACGGAUGCAGCAGAGCCAUGUGACCUGGAGAAACCUCAAUCUCACAACCAGAUUUCAGAGCUUUCUGACCUGGCAGACCAACCUCUGGUUGGUGCUCUGACCAGCAGACUUCAGGCCCUACAUGCACAGCUGCAGGCCUUUGUGGAGCGAGUAGACAGCCUGGGUAAACCCCCAGCAGGUGUGAGGGACCCUCAGGUUGAAGGAGCACCCCCCCUGGCCUCAUCCUGCACCUCCCUUCCGUGCCCUGGAGACAACCACAAUGGACUUAACCCUGCUGAGCAGAAGCAGCCUCAUUAUAGGGACCAAUCAGAGCCAGAGGUGAAAGGACAAACUAAAGAGAACAGCCAAUCAAACAGCAACGAGGCACAAAAUCUGGGAACCAGCCGGCUGGAGCAGGAAGAGGAGGAGACGGAUGAUGCAAUGGCUCUGCUCCACCGAGAUUUCCAGCUGCAGAGUUUGGGUCUCCGGGCUCGGCUGCAGCAGAAGUUGUGGAACCAGGAAAGGACUCUGCUGGUCCAGGAGUCUCAGCACCUCAAGCAGGCCCUCUUACUGCUCAGCCUCAAAUUACGCUGCUUCCUCAAACAGUGGAGGCUGGGCUGCAAGAAGGACACAGAAUGGAAAGACAUCUUGGAGAUGAACAGCCCAAAGGAUCUCUACUUGCUGUUGGAGGGGGAAAACCUGACAAGCCCCACCCACCAGACUGACAAGCCAUGUGCUGCUGACGAAUGGCCUCUCAGCCCAACUAUCAAGUCAAGUGCUGUGAGCAGCACUUUGGCAGACCUGAGGUUGGCGCUGCAGGAUCUGAGUGGUGAGCUGCGACAGGAACGACAAGGCUCUCAGGAACUCACUCAGCAGUUUGCAAAAGCCAAGGCAUCAUGGGAAGUGGAGAGGACCGAACUACAGAGUCUCAUCACACAGCUUGAAACCAAAGCAGGUAAAUCAACAGCAGCAGCCCUGUCCUCCCCUGAUGCUCUGGAUCCUCCAGACCUGAAGGUGGCACUGAAAAGGGAGCGUGAAGAACAUCAGCACCUCCUGGCUGAGUCCUACGCAGCUGUGAUGGAUCUAACUAAACAGCUUCAGAUCGGAGAAAGGAACUGGGGCAGAGAGAAGCUGGAACUGCUGGAAAGGUUUAGCCAGGAGAGAGCACAGUGGGAGCAGAGACUGAGAGAGGCCACUGCACUACAGGGGAAGUCGAAGUCAUCAGGCGGUGAGUCCCCUGCAGACACAGUGGUUGCUAAUGGAACAGGAUCACCAAGGACCAAAUCCGCAUCAGAGCUGGAUGGUUCAGAGGUCAACGGAGCAGCCAACCAGGAGGAGAAAAUCCAGUUUGCAAUCCCUCCCCUUUUGGUUUGCCCAGAGCUGGGUGACCUCAGCAAGAAGAAUUGGACCUACCUGACCAAUGAAACCCCAGAAAUCAGGGACACCUGUAAAACCUGGGAUGGUCCCAGCGGCUCAAACAGCAGCCUUGCGGGAUCAGGGCUGGAUCUGGAGUCUGUCCAGAGGAGCUACACUGCUCCAGACCGCACCGGCAUCCGGAUCUACUACAGCCCUCCUGCUGUGCGACGCAUAGAGCACCAAAGAAGAAGUCAGGAGGCUAAAGAGCCCCAGCAGGUGCAGAACAGGAGCUCUUCCCUGGGACUGAGUGGCUGGGACUCAGGUAUGGCUGUGGUGGACACCCCUGAGGUUCAGCAACAACCCUCAUCCUCCUCCUUUUUGUCCACAUAUGAGCAGUGGCUGAGCUCACUGUCCAAGCAGCACAGAGAGAUGCUGGAGAGUAGGAGUGGCUCCAUUGUGGGUUCAGUCCCCAGUGUUGUCAACAACAGCGUUGGCAGCUCAGCUAACAGUGUGGUCGAUGGGAUUUCAUCCUCUUCAGCUUUCCAUGGCCUGGAGAUUUCAGCCAACUUAAGUGAUGACAUGAAGGAGAUGACCAACUGUGUCCGCCAGGCCAUACGUUCUUCAUCUCUGGAGAGGAAAUCCAGCAAGGAACCUGUAAGUAAGGCAGUCGGCAUGUCCACCAGGUCCACACAGACUGCUACCCAGUAUGUCAGUAUCGGGAUUCAAACUGACAACGUUCCCAACAGCAGGGGGGCUGGGUUACACUCCAAGGCCUGGUCUCCUCGUCCCUCAUCAACGACCACCUCCUCCUUGGUGUCAGCACGAAAUCGGCAGAUAUCUACAUCACUGGAUAAAGUUCACAGCCGCAUUGAGAGGCCAUGCUGUUCACCUAAGUAUGGAUCACCCAAACUGCAACGCAGAGUGUCUUCUGGCUCCACCUCCAGACUAGAGUCCUCCUCCAGGGACCGCAGCCUGUGGAGCCUCCAUCAGAGACCCGUGGGUGGAGGCGGAGGCUCUGCUUGGGCUCGCUCCACCACCACCAGGGAUAGCCCUGUCCUCAGCUGCCUCACCGACGGCCUCUCCAGCCUCUUCAGCGUGGUGGAACACUCUGGAAGCACAGAGUCACUCUGGAGGGGUGACGGAGGAGCCUGUGCCAGUCCAGCACGGCAGCCUCCUGCCGCAGGAAAACCCUCUGGAGCAGCAGUUUGUGGAUCUGACCCCAGCUCUCAGCGGUACGGAGGCCUUGUCCAGGAGUUCUUCAGGAAUGUCUGCAGCAGCCGCAGCCAGGGGGGAGUCACCCCAUCUGGGGAGAGAGUGCAAAGAGAUUCCCUGGGCAGCCUUGGAGGUCUGAGUGUCUUAGGGGGUUUUGGUGGCGUGGAUGAGCCCAAGCCAGAGUGUGUGUCAGCUGGGGUCGGAGGGUUUGGAGCACCGGCUGGGUUGGGUGGAGGCAAUGACAGUGUGACCAGGAUUGUUAAUAAGAGGUUUAUGAGACAAACAGGCGGAGAGGAGAUGGUCAGUAUCAUGGGAGGAGGGAAGGAAACAAUGAGCAACGUUGGGGCUGCAGGAUCCGGGACAGAGGAUGCCCCCUGUGACUGUGCUGCUCAGUCUUCCUGCUUUGCUCGACCAUCAAGAGCAGCAGCUCGCCAUUCGCUAUGGCAGUGCAAGCACCGCCCACAAGAGUCGCCAGCAGCAACUGAGGAGAAAAGGGACACCUGCAACGAGUGACAACACUUUGACUGCCACAACAAAGAAAGCAACACACAAGAAGACACACACACACACAAAGCAAUACUGAUUUUUCACAAACACUGACCACCACUGCCAUGAAAACACACACACCUCUCAUAUCACCAUGCACACCUACAACCUGCCACACAAGCACACUGCCAAACAUAACACACUGCUAGCAGCACACUGCACAGACUACCCCACAAACCCGCUGCCACAUGCACACAUUCAUACAUUCUGACACACACACACAAACACAAACACACACAUACAGAACCUAGGCAAUAUUUAACUGGUCUUUGAUGCCAAGGAUAGGGAGGACUGAACCCAGCAACAGAUCCAACCAUCACAAAACUACUAGCACAUAUACACAUACAUGAUCUUACACAUUUAACUAAACAAAUCCAACUCAGAACUGAGGAGAGUCUAAUGAUUAGAACUAUGAUGUCAGGAGUGGACCUAUUAAAGUCCGCCACACCCCAUUUACAGAAUAAGAGGUAAUAUAAAUAUAGAGCCAGAACAGUGACAUUAAAAUUUUGACAGUAAAAAUCAAAUUUGGCAUUGAAAACAAAACCUGAACUGAAAAAGGACACUGACAUUGAAAUAUUUGCAUUGGAUUAAGUAGUAUUGGCAUUGAAGAAAGUUUCACGGAAAAAUUGUUUUCUAAUCUUAUAUUCUUAUUUGAUUUUGAUUUUUUUGUGUUCAGUGCCAGUUUUUUUUUUUUUCGUUUUAUGUAGCUUGCAUGCUCAUUGUCCCUCCCCUCAAACCCUUCUCUUCCACGCCAGUGAAGUUGAAACUGAGAACCAGCGACAUCAAAAAAAAUAAAAACUGUCAUAGAAAGUAGACAGACAUAGUGAAAAAAAUCUACAGAUUGACACUGAAGAACACAUCAUAAUGUAAAUUAAAUAUUAAAAUUGCAUAAAAAUAUAUGAUUGUAAAACUAUUAUUUUUUUAUGUCUUUGUUUUAUUUUUCAGUGAAACAUCAGUGGCAAUACAACUUUUUCCAAUACAAGUAUUUCAAUGCCAGUCUUUUCCAUUUCAGGUUUUUUUCAAUGACAAUUAUUUACAUUGUCAAAAUGUGACUUAAUGUCACUGUUCUAGUUCCAUAUACAAAUGGUCUGUUUUGGACUGGAAGAUCCACCUUGAAGACAUCAUAUUACCACCAUGCUGUUGGACUGGCAGCCAUGUUCGAUUCACAGAUUAGCAAGGAAAAAAAAUGUGGCAGUCCCAGUUUGAAUAUGCAUUCAAACUGCAUGUGUUACUUUGGGAGCUAUAAAAUUGCUGGAAAGGUCUUUUAUGGCUUGUUAGCAACUCUGAAACCAUCAGUCUCUGAGAUGUAAUCUGGUGAUAAAGCUUAAAUCAUUUUCUCCAUAGAUGAUUCCUUUCUGAACCAUGUCACAUACACAUUGCUGUGUGAUUACCACAAUAAAAUCCCAUCAAGUGUCUCCAAAAUGAAUCUGGAAAUGGCACAUCUUGAUGAGGUAUCUGAUUCAUUUGCAGACUAGCUUUCAGUGUCUCUUAUCAGCUCACAAAAGGAAGACCCCAACAACUACUGGACUGUAUUUCACAGCAUGAUGAGACUUGGACUCAAUUGAUGGAUGUUUUGACUUGUCACCUCUAUAUAUGAGACCAUUACACUGAUCUCAGAGUGGACUUCCUACCAUUGUUAUUUAGUAGAAAACCUGAACAAAAAAAAAACUCUCUAGGCAUCUUUAAAUGUAAUGUACACUGUUUUCCUAAAAGGACUUCAGCCAUAAUUACAGGGACACUUUGUGGCAUUGUAGCCAUGUCUUAAACCUUAUAGACAUGGGAAAACCUAAUUCAAAGGUGUUACCCUCCAGAGUCUGAUUGGGAAAUUAUUGAUGUGGUUUUAACCUAUUGCAGCAGGCAGAAAGUGCCUGUCUGUUUCAUAUUUUUAAGAAACAUUUCCUCACUGAUGUCAAGGUUCAUCCAUAACCUGGGUAUGUGGUAUACAGUCCUACAGGGCACUGUCCUGAAACAUGUCAGUUGGUUAUAUUGAUUAGGGACCAUUUCUGCUCGACUGUAAACCUAAAAGCCCAUAAGCAGAUCUUGUUUGGCACUGGAUAGAGAUGCACUGAUAUCAUUUUUUCCCUCUUAUUGUACAAAUUUUUCAUUUGAGAUCAUAAUACUGAAGCCCAAACCAGCACAUAUUUUCCAUUUAUCUCAUAUUCCAAAUAUUUGAUUUAUCUCUAUCUCUAUCUCUUAUUUUAAGUUAUUCUGCACUGAAUUUUCACAUUGUAUUAUGACUUGAAAUAUGAUUUACAUGAAGAAAUUAUGAUACUGACCAGGUACCCAUUAACUUUAUCAGUGCACCUCUACUCUUUGUGCUUCAUAAAACUAGAUGUAAACAGUGGGAAAGAAACACUUUUCACACCUACCGUCUCUAAACUCAUCUACCAUUGCCCAUAAACACUUGUUAACUCUAAAUUGUGUCCCAGGAGAAGUCAGUCAAUGCAUUCCUUUUAUUAGAGAAAACAUUCAGACUUUCUCCCAGUUCUGUAUGUGUGUAUGUGCAUUUUGGCAUUCAAUUCUCAGCUCUCUGGUGAACUGGAGCGUCAUUUCAAGGUUCCAGAUACUCUCCCCUCUCCUCGUUUUUUAGUGCUACGCUGAUGGUGGAGCUCCUGUACAAACCCUACACACAUUUUAAAAAUUCUGUAUUAUAGAUCUUGGUAAACAAGCAGCUAAGAGCUGUGACUGUCCAGCUGCAGUCAUAGCACUUCAAGCACUUAAAGUCAUUAUUUAUUUUAAGAAAUUGUUUCAUUAAUUCUAAUUUACUUAUUUGAUGUUUUCAAAUUUAGUCAAAGUUGUUUUACUAAAUUGAAAAUGUAAUCCUUUUUUUUUUUAAACCUAAGUGGCAUUCAUUCCGAUGAAAUAAAAUGUCUUUAAGUAGCAUGUUUGCACACUUAGGAGAAAUAGUAGUAAAAGACUGAAAAUAAUGUUACAUCUGUCUUGUUAGUGAACUUUAAAAAAAAAUACAGUAAAUUAAAAGCAAUCAUAUUUGGAAGGGAUUUUAUCCAAUUUUUCUUCAUGUUUGCCAUUUAAUUCUCUAUCUAAUGAAUCAGCCAAUAUUCAAAGUGCCUGUCUGAUUGCCUGUUGGUCAGCUCACACCAAAACUGGACAAAAACAUAUAAACAAACCCAGCAGGCCUUUUUUUAAAUGGGUAAGAUUGUUUUUUUGCAUGUAGCUGCGAUCAGACUGUACUAAAGCUACAGUUGAGUACUGCACCACGGUGGAGGAAAGACAAAAUGGUUUACAGGUAUAGUAGAUUAUACUUACUUUUUUAUACCAAGGGUUACUGUAUUUCUUGAAAAAAUAUUUUUGUUUAGUUUUAUUGAUUUUAUAUGGAUGUUUUGCUGAUAUAGUAGUCUGUUAUUUCUAUUAUUUCUAUUUAGUUAUGGUGCUACUUAGUGUAAAGUCUGCUGUUGGCUGGCUGCCUUUUUCAAGGCAUCUACCCGUCUGUCCAUUCAACUGUUUGAAUAUCUCUUACACAGUUUGUGAAUGAGCAGUAGUCAAGUGUUUCUAUGUUUCUGCUCACAAUUUAAUGAAUCAGAAGUUAGAAACAGGGCACUGCAGCAACAGUGCAUGUACUUAAAUAACACACUUAGAAAAGCCCCUAGUCUAAAUGCUAUCUGUGUCCAUUCCAGCCCUCACUGCUGGUACAAAACAAACCCCAUGAAACCACUCGCUGCUUCAAAAGCUACCAGCCUGCUUGAUAGAGAAAUAAAUUGCCUGAGUUUUGACCAGAAUUACUGUAUUUAACACAACAAUAGAAAGGGAAAUGCUGUAAACAGAUUAUUUUUCUGCUGUGGGUACUAGUCCACAUGAGAAAAAAAUGAUUUCAAAGGAUACAAUGACACAGUAAACUGUCUCUUGAGUCUCAGCUUAAAAACAGCUCAUUAAAACUGAACCAGGGAUUAGCUAGCUAACAAGCUAGUAGGUUCCUUAAAGCCUGGCACACACUAUUUUUUUUUUCUUUAAAUCUUAACUGUUUUAGAAAAUGCAAGAGACCACACACAUGAUGAGGCAGCUACAGUGCCCUGUAUGUCAGAACUCGUGUUUUCCCUACUUGGAAAAAUGUAAUAAUGGUUUCAAGGAAUACUCCCCUGAAAAUCAGUAUUGUAUCAUUAUCUGAGUAUCGUGCACUUUCUACCCAGUGGGUGGCCCUGAAGAUUUUGUAGUUUCCCUGCAGUUGUUGUCAACAAAGAAACAUUUUUUAUAUGUCCAUACCUCUUAAACCACUCCUGCAGCAUGAUCCAAUACUUUGCUGCCCUUCUAUAUGCUUAGUAUGUUUCAAAAACAAUUAUAUGCCAAAUGUGGGUAUAUUGACGUGUGGUCAGUGGUUUGUUUCAUCAUUUGUUGCAGAUGGCCAGAUAUGCUGGCAUAUUCAGCAUUUAAACACAAAGGUUUUCAGUGGAGUAUUCCUUAAAGAUUGUCAGUGGGUCUGGCAAAUAUUUUCAAACCUUAGUUUAGCUAUACAUCAGUGACCAUAACAGCUCAAUAUCCACUCUAAGAGUGGGGUUUGAGAAUACCAACACAGUGAAAAGCUCCAAAUUAGCCAAUUAAAAAAACUUCACCACUGGCAUCCACUUUUCUUUUAGCUGAGAAGUGAGUGACACAUUUCCCUCUUUUGACAAAUACUAGCCACUAAUUCGCAUUAGCUGGGGGCUCUGCAGUGACCACAGUCCAGUAAUGACUCAGUCAUCCCACAGUCUUUGCCACCACGCACCAGGAUGGUAGUCUGAAAUCACAAAGGGAUUUUUAUCAUUCCCUAAUAUUAGGUUUGGCACCACUAUUGGUUUUUAAUAUACUGCAAAACUACACAAUCUGUUACAAUAAACCCAAUGAUCUUUGAUUAAUUCUGAAUUCUGAAUUCUGAUCUUUGAUUAAUUCUAAUUUUACAUUUGAACAUAUGACGGGUGGAACUGCAACAGAUGCCAAUAACAGGUCUGAACAAUUAUUAUGAUCUUUGUUUAAAAAUGGGAAAAAAAUGGAACACUUUCUAAAAAUAAAAGCACAAACCUGAAAAAAAUCUACUUUUUACACAAUAUUGUAGAGAUUUUGACAUCAUGGACAGUACUGUGCAAAAGUUUUACACACUAAAGGUAAAGUGAGGAUGCUGUCAAUUGUCAAUCAUGGGAUUAAUUUUAUUCAUCAAUUAACCUCAUGCAAAGUGCAGUAAACAUAAAUACCUAAAUAAGGUCAGUAUUUCCUAAACCCGUGAUCAUUCAUAAUUUCAAUACAUUGACAUUGACAUUACAAAAAUCAUUAAACCCUGAGAUAUUUUGUGAUUUAAUGUAAGUUACUUUAGUGCCUUUCCUCUACAUACUGUAUAAUGAUGCCAACUUUCAGAUUAAUUUCGUGUGAAAGUAAGAUUAAGUGUCUUCAUUUGUUGUCUUGCAGUCGGUGCAGACUAAUUUGUGUUUACGAUAAUCGUCAGUGGUUGCUCUACCGCACAUUGUGAUGGACAAUACAUAUUGCAAGUCAGUACAAGUUGCUUGACUUUUGUGUGACCAGACCUCCAAACGGGUGAAAAUUCAGACCAAGGUUACAGUUUGAUUAAAUGUUUUCCUGCUGAUAUUGCUGGGUAAAGCAUCAGCCUAUAUCUGAGACGAUAUGACGAUGUGAUACGAGACGAUGUCCAGGUUGUGGAUAAGCACUUGUUCUGCUAUGUUCAAGUCAUAUGGAGGAUGCAAAAAAGUACAGAAUAAGGUUUCAUGUUUUCAACUGAUUUUAACACAUAAACUAAUUGGUCUGUAUUACUUUAUAUAGAUUUUUUUAAAUCUUUGCUGCUAUGUUUGAUUUUCAUAAGUAGAUAUGUCUCAGAUCCAUUGGUAUUUACUGUAACCUGGACAAAUGAAAUGGCGCAGUCAACUUAAGACUAAACUCUCUUCCUGACCCUGAUGUCAUUGGUUCUGUCUCCUGCCUUCCCACCUGCCUGUUAAGUGUCUCAUUUUCUCCUCCUCCCCCUCAGGUUAUAAGCGCUAGUCAUUGCAGCCAAUGACAGAACGGUUUUACAGGUCACUCAGCAUCACCAGCCAAUGACAGAUGAGUCUAUACAGGUUACAUGGCACAAACCAUGAGUCUCAUUUAUCCGUGUGUGUCUUUAUGCCUGUUAAAAAGUAACAGGAAUCUUUGCAGCCUUUUUUUAAUGUGUCCCCAUACCAUUCAUAUGAUUAUUACAUCCAGGAUGUAAUAGGAUACAGGAUAUGAACUUGAUUUCUUAGCUGUUCAUAAUGUUAGCUAAACUAUUACAUAGAGACAGCCUGUACAUUCGCUUUAUAUGAACAUACUCUUGUCUUUUUUAAAUAAUGCUUGAUUCUGAAUGAAAGGAGAAUGCAAUGAAAGUUAAAUAAAAUGAGUACAUAGACCCCUUGUGUUGCAGCUUGGAAAGAAAAGCCUUGUGCUCUGUCUCUCUCUCUCUUUCUGUUUCUUUGAGAAAAGCUAAAUGUCAACAACUGAUCUGAAAACAGGUCACUGUGGAAGUAUGUAGCUCUCUCUCUUUAUAGACCACACCGGAGCAUUUCCUCUGUGCAUAGGUGCAUUUUGAAGCUGAUAAAAAACAAAAAUCAAUAGCAAAUUUAUGAAGUUAAAUGAGAAAAUUUGAUCCAAGUGGAUUUUUAAAAGGAUUUUUGUUUUUGUGACUAAUGUAGCUUGCAAAAGAGAUAUAACUGCCUCCUGUUUGUCAUAGAAUUCAUAAAUAAAUGUUUGUUGGAAUUUCA
Molecule: messenger RNA, 13158 nt
Organism: Lates calcarifer (barramundi perch)
Lineage: Eukaryota; Metazoa; Chordata; Actinopteri; Centropomidae
Product: protein SOGA1-like
Biological process (GO): regulation of autophagy
Source: RefSeq, a predicted model, not a curated record